AUGGAAACUCCUUGCACGACCGUCACAUGGGCAUCUCACACUGUAACAGUCCCAAAGGUUGGAUUUAGCACCGUACCUGCUGGCAGCACGACAUCGGUUGUACUGGUAAUUCCAACAUCAUCCACUGCCCCAGCAGCAUCAGCUACUUCUCUGGCGACAACGAGCCACUGCUCUAAAUUCAAAACCAUUACAACAGUCGUUCCUUGUGACUGCGAAACCUCGCUCCCUACGCACCCUGCUACAGCCGUUUCCCCCGGCGUGGCUCGAAAUUAUCGGCAGGAUAUCUUUUGA
Molecule: messenger RNA, 291 nt
Organism: Penicillium chermesinum
Lineage: Eukaryota; Fungi; Ascomycota; Eurotiomycetes; Eurotiales; Aspergillaceae
Exons: 2
Coding region: 1-291 (96 amino acids)
Source: RefSeq, a predicted model, not a curated record